GCGAGUUAGAGCAGAGUGAAGUUAGUUAGUUUUUUGCUUUUUUCUUCUUUGCCUCACACUCAACUCAUGAAGUCAAAAGGGUCAUCUCUAGUCAAGGGUGAUUGUGGUGAAAAAACAUUCUGCUGAAGACUUGUCUCAUCCUGGCGAGGCUGGAAUGGCGGCGGCCUUCAGGAUUAGCAGGCGACUUGCUGGGCCGCGGCUAUGGCCAUCGCGCAUUGAGCCAGUUGUAACUACUCCGAGGCGCUAUGCCAGUGAGAAAGUGGAAACCCGCGAGCCAGCGCCAUUCUUCAUCCGUACACCUUAUGUUGCUGGUGAAAUGAAUCGUAACUGGAUGUCGGGAGAGGAGCCGUUCGAGAAGCUCAACAUUCCUGGUGCCUAUUUUGAACACCACCAAAACCCGCUCUUUGGCAAGUAUAUGGAUAACAGGCAGCCGAACGAAACCUCCGAGACCACCCUAUUUCCCGCCGAAGCAGAUGAAGUGUUUGAUGAGCAAUUUUGGAGAGGUUGGGGAGUCCAGGAAGACCGCACUGUGCAUAACUACACAUUAAACUUUGGUCCACAGCAUCCUGCAGCUCACGGUGUACUUCGCCUGAUUCUGGAACUCAACGGAGAGAUCAUUGAGAGAGCUGAUCCUCACGUUGGUCUGUUGCACCGAGGCACCGAGAAGCUCAUCGAGUAUAAAACCUACACUCAGGCCCUGCCCUACUUUGAUCGCUUGGACUAUGUUUCAAUGAUGACCAACGAACAGGCGUACUCCAUUGCCGUGGAAAAACUACUCGGAAUCACGCCGCCGCUUCGUGCACAAUAUAUUCGAGUGCUGUUUGCGGAGAUGACUCGAAUCCUCAACCACAUCAUGGCAGUGACAACACACGCACUCGACGUUGGAGCAAUGACACCCUUCUUCUGGAUGUUUGAGGAGCGCGAGGUGUUGAUGGAGUUUUAUGAGCGUGUAUCUGGUGCACGGAUGCACGCUGCAUAUAUACGCCCAGGCGGUGUCAGCCAGGACAUUCCUAUUGGUAUCCUAGAUGACAUACAUUUCUUCCUGUCAAAGUUUGGCGAAAGACUUGAUGAAAUGGAGACGAUGCUGUCUGGCAAUCGUAUCUGGCAGCAACGUUUGAUGAACAUUGGCGUUAUCUCGGCAGAAGAUGCACUGAACAUGGGGAUGAGUGGUGUUCUCCUGAGAGGUUCCGGCAUUCCAUGGGAUCUGCGUAAGGUUCAGCCGUAUGAUGUUUAUGAUCGAAUGGAGUUUGACGUACCCGUUGGCCACGCGGGUGAUUGCUAUGACCGGUACCUCUGCCGUGUAGCGGAAAUGCGUCAAAGUAUGCGAAUUAUGCUCCAGUGCAUGAACGAAAUGCCUGAAGGACCAAUCAAGAUAGAUGACAACAAGAUCGUACCGCCAUCAAGAGGCGAAAUGAAGGAGUCCAUGGAGGCAUUGAUUCACCACUUCAAACUAUUCUCAUCAGGAUAUCAAGUUCCGCCCGGCAGUGUUUAUAGUGUAAUCGAGGCACCAAAGGGAGAGUUUGGUGUCUACCUUGUCAGUGACGGUUCGAACAAGCCAUACCGCUGCAACAUCAAGGCACCUGGCUUCCUCCACAUGGCUGCUAUCGACAAGAUGGCGAAAGGAUCGUACAUGGCAGAUGUUGUUGCUAUUAUCGGCACCCUGGACGUUGUGUUUGGUGAAAUUGAUCGCUGAGCUGGUACUCAAGAGCGUUCCUGACCUGUACCACCACCACCACCACACAGCUACUUCCACCAAUAUUUUGUUGUACAAAAUACAAUCAAUACGUAACUUUGAAUGUAUUGUGAGCCAGUGCAGUGACUUUGCAUAUACGUUCUGCCUGUGAGCCAGGCUCAAAUGCACGGGAAAACUGCAGCGUUUGCCGCAGUGCGUAGCGGAUACCGUGCACUGCAGAACCGAACAUGCACCGACUCUGGCGAGCCAGCCAGCCAUUUGUCUAUGAACAUUUUAGUCAAGUUGUAGCAAUAUUGCCAAAUCAUGAAAUGUGCUAUUUUAAGUUCAGCAAGGUCCACUACUUCUUGGACACAACCCCUAUUAAGGCUAUUAUUAUUGUUGAUACCAGUAAUUGCAUUUAGAAGUAGUGCAGUAACUGUAGAUGCACUAAUCUUUGUAUUAUCAGCACAUUGAAUUAUUGAUGUCUUCAUUUUAUUUGAAUGCAUAAGCAUUGACAUGUACUAUAAUUAUUCGAUCACAACCGAAA
Messenger RNA from Sycon ciliatum, 2219 nucleotides. Its product is annotated as NADH-ubiquinone oxidoreductase 49 kDa subunit-like. Gene Ontology annotation, biological process: mitochondrial electron transport, NADH to ubiquinone. Lineage: Eukaryota; Metazoa; Porifera; Calcarea; Leucosolenida; Sycettidae. Gene Ontology annotation, molecular function: oxidoreductase activity, acting on NAD(P)H; quinone binding; NAD binding. The transcript is spliced from 16 exons. The coding region runs from base 155 to 1693 and encodes 512 amino acids. The record is from RefSeq and is a predicted model, not a curated record.